AUGAGUCGUCAAAAAAAGAAGGAGAAGCUUGUCAAACCUCAAGAAAAGACUAAAAGCUUCCUAGAGCCAUGGCCAAAUCUCCCUCAACAGCUCCUCGACUUUAUGGGAAGGCAACAUCCUGAUGAAACCAAUCGUCUUAUGCAAAACAUCAGCUUCCUUGGUGUUACUAAAUCAUGGAGAUCAGUACCUAAGCAAUGUAGUACCAAAAAUGCACAAUUACCCUGGCUUGAAAUUUCCGACAAAGAUCAUUUCUUCCGGUCCAAGACUCAAGAGCAUACCCUCAACAUCCCAUUUCGACUAGGUGAAUAUUGGUGGUACGGUAGAAGGACAUCAUGGGAUAUUCCUUGGACACAUUUUCAUGGAUGUUCACACGGGUUGAUUGUUGCUGGAGGGAAGGAUCCUGCAAUGUACUGUCUCUUGAUUCCUACUUCAAGAUUCACUUAUCGGAGUAUUCCCACUUGGGAUCCCACAAUUCCAUUCAAGUUUGCAACUCUGUCUUCAAAUCCUUAUAACAAUAACAAGGCCUGUUUUCUGAUGGUGUUAACAGGAUGUUCCACUCCAGCCUUUGUGGUUUCUCAUCUUGGAUACCAAAAUAAAUGGAUGAAAGAAGAGAACACCUUGCUUGACCCUAACUGCUCAAAAAGGAAACUAAUGCAAUUUACUAAUGCCAUCGGCUUUGAAGGUAAGUUCUAUGCAUUAAGUUUACAAGGUACUUUAGCUGUAAUCGAAGAAAUUGAAUCCAGUUUUCAAAUCACUAAAUUAAGCAGAAGCCGAGCAGUUCCAUCAGUUUUUCCAAAACACUUCACAGAGUAUUUACUUGAAUCCAAUGGAGAGAUCUUGUUGAUUUUCUUGAUAUUUGAACAAUUGAUUAGGAAGGUGGAUAAAGUGGAAGUGUUCAAGCUACAGAUGGAUGAUCUAUCAUGGUUAAAAUUGGACAAGUUUGGAAAUAGAACAUUGUUUGCAGGCACUAAUUAUUGUAUGUUCGUUAAUGCAAGUCAAUUGGGCUGCAGAAGCAACUGUGUCUAUUUCAUUGAGCGUGCUACUAAUACUUGGCGGUUUUAUGAAAUGGGAAGUGAUACUAUUUCUCCCUGUUUUGAUGAUUAUGGUUCUCAAACAAUAAGUCCAGUAUGGGAAGAGCCAAUAGUUGAAAACAAAUUUCUUGUAAGAUAA
Messenger RNA from Solanum tuberosum (potato), 1170 nucleotides. RefSeq lists its product as uncharacterized. The transcript has a single exon. Bases 1 to 1170 code for a protein of 389 amino acids. The record is from RefSeq and is a predicted model, not a curated record. Lineage: Eukaryota; Viridiplantae; Streptophyta; Magnoliopsida; Solanales; Solanaceae.